Mycena citricolor is the source of this 591-nucleotide messenger RNA. Lineage: Eukaryota; Fungi; Basidiomycota; Agaricomycetes; Agaricales; Mycenaceae. The record is from the annotation of a GenBank genome assembly.
GUCAGCUGACAGCGAGCCAUCGUCUCCAACCCUGCAGCCAACCUCCGUGGUGUUGUAACGGUACGCACUGAAACUUCGAUCUCUGUAAUUUCUGGAAAAUACCCCAGGUCCCGAUGCAGAUCUUUGUGAAGACCCUCACUGGCAAGACGAUCACUCUCGAGGUCGAGUCGUCAGACACCAUCGACAAUGUCAAGGCGAAGAUCCAGGACAAGGAAGGUAUUCCGCCCGACCAGCAACGCCUCAUUUUCGCUGGCAAGCAGCUCGAAGACGGUCGCACCUUGAGUGAUUACAACAUUCAAAAAGAGAGCACGCUCCACCUCGUCCUCCGCCUGCGUGGCGGUAUAAUCGAACCCUCCCUGAAAGUUUUGGCCGGAAAAUACAAUUGUGACAAGCAAAUUUGCCGCAAGUGUUACGCUCGGCUCCCUCCGCGUGCAACCAAUUGCAGGAAACGCGGAUGCGGCCACAGCAGCCAGCUCCGUCCUAAAAAGAAGCUCAAGUAGUGGUUAGAAUAUGUUCCCAAUGCAUGUUUACCAACGCUCAAUUCAUACUUGCAAAUCACGAGUCUCGCGUGGCGGCUAUCAUACGGCCGAG